CUGGGAAAGCAAAGCAUGCAGGUCGGUUUGGAAGUGGCGGGAGCCCUGCCUGCUGUUACCAUAGCGACCGAGGCUUCCGGUUAGAGGCUGCUGGGCAACCCAGAGCAGAGGGGUACCUACCAGGGGAACAAAAAGGAAGGAGCAAGAGCUGAAACGUUGGCUGUGAGCUGCUAAUGUGAUUGGAAAGGACUGCUGGCUGAAGAUCCUUUGAUUAGUUCCUCUGCUGUCAACAACCUUAUCUUUCCCAACUUCCACAUGAAGAAGAAACAUCUUGACACUCAGCCAGCACUGCCUUCGGAUGGCAAGCCUGCUGCUUGUGCUAAGAAGAAGGUCUCCAUCUCUGUGAAAAGGCUUCGGGAAAUAGCUCCGCCCCAUCCUCUGGUGUUCUCUGCAAAGGAUGAUGGAGUUUAUAUUCCACCAGCCCUGAUGGCAAACAAACCUGAAUCUCAUAAGACAACAACAGAAACGUCUGAAGGCACCACAGAAGGUGAUCUAAGCAAAUAUUUUGCCAGAGAUUCAGAACAGCUGCCAUCAUCUGGAAAAGAUGAACAGACACAACAGGGGAUUCCAGAAGUUUGUUUCCAGGAAACUGCAGUACAUGUUCCUUCAGAAGUGAAAGAAGAAGCAGCUAAACAAAAAGCAGUUGACAUUUUUAUCUCCCAGUAUGAUGCUGGGCAGAAGGAGGCUGUAAGAGCUGUAUUCAAACAGCGGUUCGUCCGGGUGGAAACCAGGAGAGAGGGGCCCUUUAAGGCGAUGCACCCCCACGUGGUGGAUGGAAGGAAGGAAGGCAGGAAGGAUCCGCAGCCAUUGCAAGAGGAAGGUGAGAAGCAAUUCAAGGAAUUUCUUGGAACAUACAACAAACUGACAGAAAACUGCUUCCUAGAUUGUGUGAAAGAUUUCACUAGCCGAGAAGUCAAAUCAGAAGAGGUCCAGAGUGAUUUGGAAGCCAAAGUGAGCUCCGUAUCCGAAAUGUUGAGUAAGUUGCAGGAAACGGACAGACGGCUACAGCGUGCGGCAGAGCGGCAAACGUCCCUAAAGGCUCCACAGAGCGAGAGGUCUCCUUGCCAUCAGAGGAUCGGGGAGCUUGAAAAACAAAUGCAUCUGUUUAUGGAACAGCGACUACGGCAUCUGGAAAACUUUCAGCAGCAGCAAAUGAAUAUUCAGAAAGUUCCUGUUGUCCCAAGUCUCUGUGAGCUUCAGCAUCUUUCCAAGUCAUCCAUUCUUCAGUCAACCAAGGCAUCAAAAUCCAUCUUGAGAGAUGCUGAAAAAAUCCUGAGAGCUGUUCAGAAAAAUAAGAAGCUUCUGGAAGAAAAUUUGGAGGCCAUUAUUCGUGCCAAGGAUGCCUGUUCUAGGCAUUUUGGAAGCCACGCUGUUCAUAGGCAGAAGUCCCCCCUGAACACGCCAGCCCCGCGGCGCUAUGCUCCAGUGCCCGUCUCCAGAGAUGCGAAAAUCUCCCAGAAAAUGUCCAAGAGGGAGCCCUUUGUUGGGGAAAAAGAAAAUGUGCUCCAGCCAGCUUAUGGAACAGCUGUAGGUGGAGGAAAAUUACUUGAACAAAUUUUGAAUUCUCAAGAAAUCCCAUUAAGCCAGGAGACAUCUUCUUUGAAAGAGCCAGCAAAGAACAAUGGAGUGCUGUGGCCUUUUGAAAGAGAGUGCAGAUCCAGUGUCCAGGAGCCAGAGCCUUUCUGUGCAUUUAAAAGUAACCCGGUUGAGAGGACUGUUCAGAAAGCGGAUGACGUGCUCCGUGAUUUGGGACAACUGAAGAGGGAAAUGCAUGACAUCCUGCAGGAUGCAAAGGAAUGGAAGUCGGAUAUAAACAAGUUUAUGAAGACCACUGCACACCCGGGAGAAGUAGUCCAAGUGAAGGAUCGCCUGCCUCAGUCUCAGUCUUCUGUUUCGUUGGUGCCAUCAUCAGAGGCUUUUCUUCCCAUGCCUCCACCAGCUGAGAAAGUUCCUGUUGUCCCAAGUCUCUGUGAGCUUCAGCAUCUUUCCAAGUCAUCCAUUCUUCAGUCAACCAAGGCAUCAAAAUCCAUCUUGAGAGAUGCUGAAAAAAUCCUGAGAGCUGUUCAGAAAAAUAAGAAGCUUCUGGAAGAAAAUUUGGAGGCCAUUAUUCGUGCCAAGGAUGGCAAUGCCUUACAUGCCUUUAUAGAUGAGCUGACAGCAGACAGGGAUGUGCUGGAAGAGAUAAGAAUAAGAAAGACUGUAGAUGAAUGGAUCAAGGCUAUCAGCAUGGAAAUCCAGGAUGAAAUGGAAAGGACCGACUGCCUCAAAAGGCAACAAGCCACCAAGAUGGCAAGGGUCAGCAGAGAAAUGGGGAAAUCUCAUCCCUCAAGAGUACCGACAAAAAGGCCUCUGCCUGAAACAAGACCCAUUCAAAGGUUCACAGAUAAGGUUCUUCCAAAAACCCGGAUGGAGUUACACGAUGAAGACUUUCUUUCUCAGGUCUAUGGCCGGCCGAUUUAUCAGGGACACAGGAGCACGCUCAAACGGUCUCCGUACCUCAGGUUCAACUCACCUCCUCCCAAAUCAAAACCUCCAAGACCUAAGUUGAUAGAAAGUGUUAAAGGUACAAAAGUAAAGUCAGCGAGGACACAGACCAGCCACCAUGUGCACAGCAACGUUGCUAGGCCUGAAAAGCCACACCAAGUCACUGCUCCUCGCCAGGAACUCCAAUAUCUCUUCAGCCCCAUUAAAGAGGCACCCAGUUCCUCAGGUCCUCUUGAAGGCCACCUCAUCCCAAUGGCUAUCCCAUUAGGCCAGAAACAGAUCGAUAGCAUCCCUCCUCAACCUGCGGGCAGAAGUAUAGGUGAAUUCCAUCCUGUUACUGUGACAACCUCUGUCCCUCCUUCCCAUCCUCCUCUGCAAAAGCCGGAUCUAAAGGUUAAGAAGCCCAACAUUGCAGUUAUACAGAUGAAGUCAGAGAAAAAGGACCCUCCCAAACUGACACUGCAGGCCUCUCCGGAGAGUAGCCUCCUCCAAGAUGAGGAACUGCAACUUCCUGGUGCUCAUUUUGACGGCACUGAUGUCGGUCAGGAUGAAGAAGUUGAGGAUUUUGGCAUCCCAGAAUUCGCACAACCAGUCCUACAGUUCAACCGACAAGGAGAAACAGAGUCCCCAAAAUACAAUGGCCCCCCAUUUCCACCAGCUGUUCCUGUUGCUCAGGUCUCUUCAGAUGUCCUGGACGAGAUCAUAGAAAAGAGGGAGACUCUGGAGAACAAGCUGGUUGACUGGGUGGAACAAGAAGUUAUGGCACGAAUCAUCAGUGGGAUGUAUCCAACGCAGAAAGUUGCAGUGCCAGACUUGGAUGCUUCAGAGAGUGAGCACAGUGAAGCCGUGUCUUCGGAUAUCGUUGAGGCUGCAGGUACCGCAGGCUUCCAGUUGUUUGUGGAUGCUGGUGUCCCCGUGGAUUCAGAAAUGAUUCGACGAUUUGUGAAUGAGGCGCUUGCUGAGACGGUGGCGACUAUGCUUGGCGACAGAGAAAACCACAGACCAGCUCCUGUAACAGUCGUUCCUUCAACAGCAGGGCUUCUGCCAGAAAAGGAAACCUUAUUGCCUACUCCUUUGGCCACUCCUGAAGCCACACCACCUCCGUCACCACCACCACCUUUAAAUGAACCAUUUCCAGUAAGAACCCCAGAGUCUUCUCCAUCAGCGACUGAAAUGGAUGGUGAACAGCCUCUAAGAAGAACAGGACCCGAGGAAGCAACUGCUGACGUGGUUUACACACCUGUGGCUACUCCCGUGGCAACGCCACCUAAAAUAGCUACACCAACCCCUCCUGUAUCAGAACGUGCUCCAAAGAGGGAAGCUAUGGAAAAACCAGCACUUCCAAACCCAUGGGAAGAUGCAGAACUUCCCCUGGAAGAAGAGAAGCCCAGUCCACAGAGCGAGGAAGGAACCUACCCACCAAGAGCUGUGAUCAUGUCUGUAGCAAAACAUGAGGAACCAGACAGCUUGGUUUUGCCGGCUUCGGUGCCAACUGCGCCCCAGGAUCUGCAGCCCCCAGAACCCAGGGCACGCUCUCCUUCGGUGCAAAGCCCUAGUUCUGGCCCUUCCACAGAGGAAAGUCCGACCACCACAGAAACGGAGACCACAGACAAGCCAAUUUCAGAUGGAGAAGUUUUGUACAGUUAUGGACAAAUGCUGGCUGUAAAAGCUUUAGCAGAAGGAGGACUGUCUCUUCCAAACCUCAGUGACAGUUUGGCCAGCUCUCUUCACGAUGCUCAGGAGAUGGACUAUGACCCUCCCAGUGAAGGGCAGGUGCUGCGGAGACCUCACAAAGGAUACCACAGAGAUACAGUCCUCUCCCUCUUCUCAAAAUUAAACCAAGCUCCACUUGCUUCUCAAGAAGAGAUCUGCAGAUCUGAGAAUACUGAUGACAGCGCUGGAGAGCUCAGUGAGGGCCAGAGACCGAGACUGACAAGGACUGCAGAAAGUAUCCUCAUGGGGCGGUCUGUUUAUAUGGAUCAGCAUGCCAGCCAAGUCCCUAGACAGACGGCUCUCCGUAAACCAUCACCUGGACAACAUGGCAGAGAAGCAGGAGAAGUUCUUGGAGAUGCCGACGAUGGACCCAUGAGCAUGGCUGAGCUGGACCAACCUGUUUCUCCAGCAGACUUUGGAGACAGCAGACAGACGACACCUCACCUGGACAGUGCACCCCCGCAGCACCACCAAGAGACGUUGCAGCCAGCAAAACCCAGAGUCAUCUGUGUGAAACCCAGAUCUGAAGACACACAACAGCAAGAUUUCCCAAGAAGUGUGACUCAGGCUCAGGUUCAACCCAGUGGAUAUUUUACAUCAUUAGUGGGAGAAACCGCACCCCGCCUGAGCUCCCCGCCUGAGCCGCCAAAGAUGUCUGUAACGGUGCCGUCUGUCAAUAUUGACGAUGAGCUUUUGAGCUUCAGUUCUAUCCAUGGGAGUUCGGAUUCUUCUGGGGCAGAUACGCUUUGAAGCCCCGGGAAAGCAUUUAUGAGGGGAAAGAAGCCAUCCCAGCUGUUGGGCUGAAAUAAUGGGAGAGGCAGGCGUUGCCUCCAGAACCAGUGGUUUGACGUGGAAUCAGAUUACUUUUCAUCUCCUGCAUUUUACGUGUGCAUCUGUGUGUGUGUGUGUGUUUUGCAUGUUAAUAUGUAUACAUUUUUUACAAAACAAAUUAAAUAUAUUUUUGUCUUAUUUUUAAACAA
Molecule: messenger RNA, 5177 nt
Organism: Anolis sagrei ordinatus
Lineage: Eukaryota; Metazoa; Chordata; Lepidosauria; Squamata; Anolidae
Source: RefSeq, a predicted model, not a curated record